Messenger RNA from Oreochromis niloticus (Nile tilapia), 1262 nucleotides. It is a transcript of the gene yrdc, whose product is annotated as yrdC N(6)-threonylcarbamoyltransferase domain containing. The coding region runs from base 95 to 898 and encodes 267 amino acids. NCBI's taxonomy places the organism in Eukaryota, Metazoa, Chordata, Actinopteri, Cichliformes, Cichlidae. The record is from RefSeq and is a predicted model, not a curated record. Gene Ontology annotation, biological process: regulation of translational fidelity. Gene Ontology annotation, molecular function: double-stranded RNA binding; nucleotidyltransferase activity; tRNA binding. Gene Ontology annotation, cellular component: cytoplasm. The transcript is spliced from 6 exons.
GGGGGCGUAACCCGGAAGAAUUCUAUCAUCUGGUCCCACGACAACACGUUGCUCGUGUGAGACAGGCUAGUCCUUCGGAUGAACGCUUGAUUUUAUGAAGCUGGUUUGUAGUAUUGCUCCUGUAUUAGUAAAUAUAUCUAGAGGAGUUCACGGUUCAGUCGCAGCUCGUCGGAUCAGAGCAGAGAUGUGUAAAGAGCUCAAGACUAAAGUGUUACGUCUGUUACCGCCGACCUCCAACGGACCGACAGUCCAUCGGGACGAAACAGAUGGUGCUGAAAUCCUGAGUUACACAGUAAAGGCUCUGAAAGAGGGUCACAUUGUUGCGGUGCCCACAGAUACCAUCUAUGGCCUGGCAUGUCUGGCCCAAAACUCCGACGCCGUCAGAAAAACGUAUGACACAAAAGGACGAAAUGGACAGAAGCCGCUGGCCAUCUGUGUAGGGGAAAUUCAGGAUAUCUAUAAGUACUGCAAGGUGAAGGUGAAAAAAGAGCUGUUAGGUGACCUGCUCCCCGGUCCUGUCACCCUGGUGUUUGAAAGGUCUGAAGAACUGAACACAGACCUGAACCCCUUUACCUCACUUGUAGGUGUACGUAUCCCAGAUCAUCCCUUUAUGAGGCAACUUUGUCAGAUGUGCGGGGAACCACUCGCACUCACAAGUGCCAACAUCAGCUCACAGACCAGCACAGUGGAAGUACAUGAGUUCCAGGAGCUCUGGCCCAAACUAGCUGUGGUUGUGGAUGGUGGACCGAUAGGAGACCAGAGCCGCCUCGGAUCAACAGUAGUCGACCUGUCAGUACUCGGCAAAUACAGGAUCAUCAGACCAGGCUGUGCCCUUUCUUCUACGGUUGAUGUGCUCAAGCACAAAUAUGGACUGUCAGAGCACUCGGGGGAAGAAUGACCUUUGAACUCUCCACACUCCAAAAAUCACGCACAACCAGCUCUGACCCGGGGCUACUUGGGAGGAGAUGAAUCCGUGAAUCAGCCUUUGCCGGGGAAGACUGUAUCUCAGGAGGACUGAAACUGCUGAUGGACGAUUUUGUUCCAGUGGCAGCUUCAAAGUCUUGGGUAUCUUUUUCUUAUGUCUUAGAUGAGCAUAUUUUGUUUGUGUUUCUGUCAUGACAUUAUUUGGGAGUUUAAGCUUUUAACUAUCAUUUAUACAGAAAUAGGUCAGCUGUAUAGUAAGUAAUGUGGUCAUGGGAGAAAGAAUGGUUUGAGCCAGCCUUUUCGCAACAUGAUCAGAGCUGUAGUAAGCACUUAUUUAA